Messenger RNA from Carya illinoinensis, 1097 nucleotides. RefSeq names its product ethylene-responsive transcription factor 5-like. NCBI's taxonomy places the organism in Eukaryota, Viridiplantae, Streptophyta, Magnoliopsida, Fagales, Juglandaceae. The record is from RefSeq and is a predicted model, not a curated record. Gene Ontology annotation, biological process: regulation of DNA-templated transcription; ethylene-activated signaling pathway. Gene Ontology annotation, molecular function: DNA binding; DNA-binding transcription factor activity. Bases 273 to 1097 code for a protein of 274 amino acids. The transcript has 3 exons.
GAUAUAGAUACUGACAAACAGAGAGAUGGGUCGAGCUCUCCACCAUGCAGAUUGCAAUUUGCAUGAUUGGAAAUGCCGAACGAUGCUUCUUUCCUCUAUCCGGGAACCAACCGUGAAAGCCGCACAGAGUUCGUACCUUCUUAUAUGUAGCUCCCUUUUCUUCAACUCAAGAAGCCCUGCCUCCUCCUCAUUGAUCCUAUCGAAUUUCCAUUCCCUCUCGCAGAGCAUCACACGCACAAGUUACAACCAAAACUCCUUCAGUACUACUGUAAAUGACAUCUUUGGAGGAAGCUUCAACCUUAGAACUCAUCAGACAGCAUCUUUCGAGUGACUUUAUCUCCAUGGAGAGCUUCAUCUCCGAUCUCGAUGUUUUUUACUCCGGUAUCUCCCAAAACCAGUCCACCCAAACUUUCGACCUCAAAAAUGGCAGCAUCAACACUGAUGUUGAAGUCUCUGGUUAUUUGCUCGCCAAGGAAGAACCCAUCACCUAUCCUUCAAAUUCAUUCGACCAAACCAGCUCUGACCUCGACACAAAACCAACAACUUUCAUCUCAAAUUCCCCAAAACCUUCCAACUUAAGCCACCGCAGACCAUCCUUAAACCUUGCAAUACCUCCGACAACCUUCGGUCAACACUCACAACCCAUGUUGGAAAAUGGAGGUAACUUGAACGUUUCGGAUCAUCCUAAUGAAAGUUAUGAGCACUAUAGGGGAGUCCGGAGACGGCCAUGGGGAAAGUUUGCUGCAGAGAUACGGGACCCCAAUAGGAAAGGCUCAAGGGUAUGGCUCGGAACGUUCGAUACCGCCAUUGAAGCAGCAAAAGCUUACGACCGAGCUGCAUUCAAGCUGCGUGGAGCUAAAGCCAAAGUGAAUUUUCCACUAGAGAUUGCUGCAAACUCUUCGGAAUAUGAUACAAAUUCCGCACUGAAUGUCGGAAUGAAAAGAAAGAGAGAGAGAGAGAGAGAGAGAGAGAGAGAGAGAGAGAGAGAGAGCUACCUUCCUGGCCGAGAACCUCGCAACAAUCGUAUUCCUUCUAUUCUUGGGAAGCUGCCUGCUACUGCCAAUCUUGCAGGACCUUCAGUUGAAGAGGCUGAUUAG